UCUUGCUUGACUCACCCAAUGAUAUCCUCUGUUCUCAUUGGCUGACGGCGUGACGUUGUACGUGCGUAGGCGCUUCCUCAACUUGACUCGCAGAAACAGCAAAAUAGAAGAUGUUGGUCCUGGUGUUAGGUGACCUGCACAUCCCCCACCGGUGCAACACCCUGCCAGCCAAGUUCAAGAAGCUGUUGGUCCCGGGGAAGAUCCAGCACAUUCUCUGCACAGGAAACCUCUGCACCAAGGAGAGCUAUGACUACCUGAAAACCCUCGCUGGAGACGUCCACAUAGUCCGAGGAGACUUUGACGAGAACCUGAACUACCCGGAGCAGAAGGUGGUGACUGUUGGCCAGUUUAAGAUCGGUCUCAUCCACGGCCACCAGGUGAUCCCCUGGGGCGACAUGGCCAGCCUGGCGCUGCUCCAGAGACAGCUGGACGUCGACAUCCUCAUCUCCGGGCACACGCACAAGUUCGAGGCAUUUGAGAACGAAAACAAGUUCUACAUCAACCCUGGUUCUGCCACGGGAGCCUACAGCGCACUGGAAAGCAACAUCAUCCCCUCUUUUGUAUUAAUGGACAUCCAGGCGUCCACGGUGGUGACGUACGUUUAUCAGCUGAUCGGCGACGACGUGAAGGUGGAGAGAAUCGAGUACAAGAAAUCUUAAGGGAUGUGACGGGGAGGAAGAGGAGACAGGGUUGGGUUAACGUGGCUCAGUUUAUCAUUUCAUUCCUUUCCACCGGGGAGGGGGGGGGGCAGCAGCAGCAGCAGCUCUCCCCCCACUCCUGCCGUCACCACAAUGUUAAUCCUGUAACAAACUGCUGAGUAAGUUAACUCUAAAAGACCUGUGUAUUAUAUUGUUUAUAUGUCAUCAGCAUUUGCUUGAUUCCAAGCCUUCAUUUGGUAACUGUAGAGAAUGCAAUAACGUCACGUGUUUGUUAUCAAAAGAAAUAUUUGGUGCCAUUUUCUGUUUGUUUUUUUUUUUUAAUUCUAACGCUCAUGUCCUGUACAUGUAAUCAACAAUACUUUAGCUCCAUUUAGUCAAAGUUUCAGGCAUUUUUUUCCCACAAUAAAGAUCUAAUUUCACUCCA
Molecule: messenger RNA, 1083 nt
Organism: Seriola aureovittata
Lineage: Eukaryota; Metazoa; Chordata; Actinopteri; Carangiformes; Carangidae
Gene: vps29
Product: VPS29 retromer complex component
Exons: 4
Coding region: 111-659 (182 amino acids)
Biological process (GO): retrograde transport, endosome to Golgi; intracellular protein transport
Cellular component (GO): endosome; retromer complex
Source: RefSeq, a predicted model, not a curated record